Messenger RNA from Fomitiporia mediterranea MF3/22, 3439 nucleotides. RefSeq lists its product as uncharacterized. The transcript has 5 exons. Bases 240 to 3254 code for a protein of 1004 amino acids. NCBI's taxonomy places the organism in Eukaryota, Fungi, Basidiomycota, Agaricomycetes, Hymenochaetales, Hymenochaetaceae. The record is from RefSeq and is a predicted model, not a curated record.
CGUCAUCUAGCUUACGGGUGCUGUGCGAAGUGGCAUGUGAGUGACAAGAACACAAGCACAACAGCACGAUGUGGGCGAGAGCGACGGAGGAUGAUGAUGGGCUACAUGACCGGCGCGCGCUUCGGCUCGGUUCGCACACACCCCUUAUACUUAUAUCUCGUCCUGCUCUCUCCCCGAUCCCCCCGCUCUUUCCCUCCCUCUCAUAGCGUCCUCCUCCUCUGUCUGCUUGUCUGUCGUGCAUGUCUGCCCCCGCCGUACCGCAGUCUCAUGUCCUCAUUCUUGCGCCAAAUAUAACUUCUACCGUGCGCUCUACGGCAAGUCCGCCUCGCCCGCCAUCCGUCAAGACAACAGCUUCCACAAGUCCUCCAUCCCAUGACAAGCUUGCCUCAGCCCCACUUGCCGAGUCAAAGUCUACAAGCAACGACGACUGCUCCAUGGCUUCGCCUCCACCGCAUCCCAAAUUGCCCGAAGUCCCGCCGCGCUCCUCCACUUCUGCAUUCUCGCCUCCCAGCGAUGCAUCUUCAUCCACCAUGGCCUCUCAAGCACCCGCACAGCUUGCUCUCAUGCUCUCUAAUGCCCUUGCGGAUGUAGAUGCUCUCAAGCGUGCUCUGACCGAAGAGAAGAAACGCUCUACACGCGCUGAACGUUUGCUCUCGUCCUUCCACCCGAAUGCAAGUACCGAAGCCGGAAUCUCGGACGAACAGAAAAGCGAACAGAUGUCCGAGGGUGCUCUCAAGGCUGUUCUAGAUGCUGAAGCUCGUGCUGAACGUGCUGAGCGAGCGCGCGACGACGCUCUUCACGCGCUCCAUUCCCUUACUGCGCACUUUGCCGAUUUCGAGCGAUACGAGCAAUCCAUCUCGCUCCGUGCUGCAGACGCACGUACCGCCUUUUCUCGCCUCCUGUCCGGCAUCACUGCGUCUCAUCCGCCGCCUUCAUCAUCCCCAACACUCUCGGGAGGUGGCUCAGGUUCUCCUGCUACCCUGAACCUUCCUGGGCUUCCGGCUCCGUUACCAGCUCCAUCAGCAAGCACAUCACAGGCUUCUCAAUAUCUGACCGGGCCCGGUGCGCCGCCGCCGCUGCCUCCUUUCCCUCCUUCCGCUUCAUUGCUGUCAACACGCCAUUCGCGCGGUCUAUCAUCGCACGCCGCUCCGUCAUUCGGCUAUCCGUCGUCCCACGGAGCAAGCCACACCCGACAGGGCUCUCAUUCCAGUGCAACUUUUAGCAGCCUUCCGCUUCCACCGCCUCCAUCCGCCACUGGUCUCGGUGCUGGACACGUUGGCCCUUCUGCUCCACCGCCAUCCUCUUCGUCAUCGUUUUCCAUCCCCGCAAAGCGUAUCCAUAGGAAUCGAAGCGCUCGUGGACUAGACGACGGUGCAGGAAAUGAGUGGGAAGAAUCGAAACGCCGCCGAGUCGGGCCUUGGGACAUGGAUAUCGAUGAACAUCCAAAUCAUGGUGAUCAGCCACUUCCUUAUCCUCAACAUCAACCAUCUCUUUCUGCACAGCCUACUCAGCGUUUGUACGAACGCGAUCGUGUACAACAUCAGCAGAGUUACGCUAGAAAUGGGUCUGGUUAUCCUUCUCGAUACGACGAGCGCGAACCGAAUGGAAUUCCUCCUGUAAAUGGGAAUGGCUUGGUCCGUGUUGAUGCACGCGAACUUGUGCGCGAUGCCAAGGAACGUGAGCGUAUGGGAAGGGGUGCGCAUUAUCGUGCGAGAGAUGGAGAGAGGAAGAGGAGACGGAGUGCGAGUAAAAGCUCGGCAGGAAGUAGCUGGAGUAUUGACGAGAUGCUACUUGAGACAGCAACAGACGGGGAUCGCGAGAGGCGCGAAGAUGGCCGCCCCUUGGAUCCUCGUCAGGAAGCACAACUUGGCCAGUAUCAGUCGCACGUGUACAACUCGUCCAUUGCUGGCCCUCCACCGCCGUCCUCUUCGCAUCUUCCUCAGGAUAAUCUAUACGUUGAACAACCUUCAAAGAAACCUACCUCGCACUCAAGCCAAGCAUCAAAUGUACCUGCUAGUGAGAACAGUCCUGCAGAACGUGAGAGACCUGGCAAGGUCCCUGCAAGUCAGCUCGUGACCCUUGGUCCCGGUGGUGUUGUCGUCAGCGGGGGUGGUCAAGCAGCCCCGAUUCCUCCGGGUGGAUUCCCAGCUCAGAAUACUAGCGGUCAACGCAUCUGUCGUCAGUGCGGUGUGCCUGGACGGUACAAGGACGGCAAAUGUGUUGAAAAAUGGGGUCCAGGCCCUGAGGGUCCCGGGACCGUUUGCGAUCGCUGUCGGAAGAAAAUGAAGCGCGUUGAACGUCGUGGAACGCUGGAUAGUGCCACGGCGAAUGCACAGCAACAGGCGUUCCUCGCCCAGCGUCAAGCACAAGGGAGGAGCAAUCUGCAAUCACAACCUACUUUACCUACUCCUUCGUCCCAAUCUCGUAGUCGUGGCACAUUGCGUACAGAUACGCUUCUCGUUGACCAGAAUGGUCAUAUGCGACCAAACGAACAGACGCAGUCAACUAUGCUAAGUGUGAGCCCACGAUCUACACAACAACAUGCGUAUUCGAGGGAGAGGGAAAGGAGUAGGGAUGGUUCGAGUCGAUCACGAACGCGUUCGCCUGCACCGUCGUACCGGCAUACCGCAUCUGUGUCGGAUACUCGUCAUAGCCAGGCAUCAACACAAUACUCGCAGAGCCAGAGUCAAAGUCAAAGUCAAUCUCAAGGUCACAGGCGUGCACCAACACCUCCUUACAUUAACUCAAUAUCAACGUACAACGAUGAUGAUGGCGAUGGGGAGGAGGAUAGUGAAGGACGUGGACGAGAUGCAGAUGCAGAUUUGGAUGUCGAUGCAGAGAUUGCUCGCGCUGCUUCGACGAGUAAGGGCUCGAAAUCGCGAAAUGCUCCACCGUAUUUAUCUCCAAACGCGCCUCGCGUUGGGCCAAAUGGAACUGCCUACCCCCAUGCACUACCACCGCCUCGUAGCAGGGCAUCGUCGACGUCGACAUCUGCUACGUACGAGAAACAUAACGGGUCGCGAAGGUCAUCUCGGCCUCCUACGAGUAACUCGAAACGCAUGCCAUUGCCAAGUGUUGAGACGCUUCCACGAUCAGCUGUUCGACGUCGGGAUACGCAGGAUGAACUGGACGAAGACGAAGGAGAUGGAGAUGCUGACGCUGAUGCCGAUGCGGAUGGUUCCGGAGAGGGCGAUGCAGACGCUGAUGCAGAGAUUAUGGACGCUGUUGACGCAGCGAUGAAAGUUGAGGAAUAAUCUUUUGUUCUGAGGUCCCUUCGUUGCUUUUUGUUGGACCUGCUUUUUCAUGCUUAGCAGACGUAGAAUUGUUGUCUACUUUACCCCAAUCCAAAGGCAUUCACGUAACUGCAUUUAUUUGUAAUGCUUGCACUCUUUUUGCUUGUAUCAGUGCAAAUGCAAUACUUUUUAUGUACUGUAUUCUU